Molecule: messenger RNA, 216 nt
Organism: Hippopotamus amphibius kiboko
Lineage: Eukaryota; Metazoa; Chordata; Mammalia; Artiodactyla; Hippopotamidae
Product: small integral membrane protein 10-like protein 2A
Exons: 1
Coding region: 1-216 (71 amino acids)
Source: RefSeq, a predicted model, not a curated record
AUGGCGGCGGCUCUGUCGGGCCUGGCUGUCCGGCUGUCGCGCUCGGCCGCCGCCCGCUCCUACGGGGUCUUCUGCAAGGGGCUGACCCGCACGCUGCUCAUCUUCUUCGACCUGGCCUGGCGGUUGCGCAUCAACUUCCCCUACCUCUACAUCGUGGCUUCCAUGAUGCUCAACGUCCGCCUGCAGUUACGUUGCCUGUGGAAUCAAAUAUCUUAG